UUUCCGUUGAAUGAUGCCUGCUGUGUUUUACGACAGCGGGGGCCCUCCCCGCCCGUCCAACCACUGAUCUCCCUUCCCAUCCAUUGCAGGACCUCUCGCCCCUCUCCACACCACACAAACCCCCCUCGCCCCCUCAACACCAUGUCCAGGUUCAUGGGCGACCCAAUCCAUGUCCAGCUGCGAUGCGCAAGGGAGCUUUGUACGAGGCGGGGAUAUCCCUCUUUCCCUCUCAACAAUCGCCCGCCUGGCCCUGCGUGCAUGCCCCAUACACAACAUACUUGCUCAUCCAGAAACACCGCUACGCAACAGCAUACGAACGGAAAAAUCCACGGGAACCUUGCUUUGCUUUGCCUCUGCCCCAAUCAGACAUGGAUGAUCCCCUAUUUUUUUUUUGCCUGCCUUGAGUUUAUUCAGACUUGCGUUUUGCGUACCAUGUUCGAGGGCUAUGUGCCCGGGGCGGCUAUACUCGGGAUAUCCGGACUAAGGUAA
Molecule: messenger RNA, 489 nt
Organism: Periconia digitata
Lineage: Eukaryota; Fungi; Ascomycota; Dothideomycetes; Pleosporales; Periconiaceae
Source: the annotation of a GenBank genome assembly